AUCGUUGGUGAUGGCACAAAAAUGGGAUGGGACUAAAUUCCACCAAUCCAGAUGUGGUAGGCAGGAGCAUGCUGUUGUCCUUCACUCUGAAACCAUGGCCAAGGACAUGACUCUGCUGUGGGGCGCCGGCUCUACUCCCUGUUGGAGGGUCCAGAUCAUGCUGGAGGAGAAGCAGCUGCAGGGCUACAACCAAAAACUGCUCUCCUUUGAGAAAAUGGAGCAAAAAUCUCAGGAAGUCCUGGACAUAAACCCCAGAGGUCAGCUUCCUUCCUUCAAAUGUGGGAAACAUAUCCUGAAUGAGUCCUACGCUGCCUGCUUUUUCCUGGAGAACCAGUACAAGUCCCAGGGAACCAAACUGAUCCCCGACUCUUCCGAUGUACAAGCAGUGAUGUACCAGCGCAUGUUUGAGGCUGUAACACUCGACCAGAAAAUGACGGAUGUUAUCUACUACAACUACUUGGUCCCAGAAGGGGAGAGACACGACUCUGCUAUUCAGAGAAACAGGGAGGCUUUGAGAGCUGAGCUCAAGCUGUGGGAGGGAUACCUGAAUAAAACGGACUGUUGCUUGGCUGGGAAAGAAUUCACACUGGCUGAUGUGCUUGUUUUUCCAGACGUGGCUUAUCUAUUCUAUUGUGGAUUAAGUACUGAACGUUACCCUGCACUGGCAAAAUACUACAACUCUCUGAAGGACAGAUCCAGCAUCAAAGCCUCCUGGCCUCCUUACUGGUUUAGUCUCAUUGACAAGGAAGUGCUGAAAACUGUCUGAGAUCCAAAUCCUCCUCAGUGGACACACUAACUGUUUCUGUUGUGAUUCGUUAUGUAACCACUCCUUGCAUUGCACAAUUUUUUUUUACAAAUUACACUUUGCUUCUGCUAUGAAGAGCAAUUUUCUACCAUCAUUUAAUGGUGAUUUUUAAAUGCAAAUGAUUCUUAUUGUGUUGUGAACAAAAGCAAUAAAAAAGAGAAUUUCAA
Messenger RNA from Acanthochromis polyacanthus (spiny chromis), 972 nucleotides. Its product is annotated as glutathione S-transferase A-like. The transcript is spliced from 7 exons. Lineage: Eukaryota; Metazoa; Chordata; Actinopteri; Pomacentridae. The record is from RefSeq and is a predicted model, not a curated record. Bases 11 to 766 code for a protein of 251 amino acids.